CUUCCAGUGAAAAUGUCACUGCGUUGUGGUUUUCAAAUAUUUUUGCCACAUUUUAGUGCGUUUUUAUAGUUUUGUUAAUUCCAUUUUGAAAAGUUUUCAAUGAAAAAAAUCAGUUUAAUUUAAUUUAUUUCCAACUAACACACACUCUACCCCUAUUUCCUUUGAUAUUUAACUAAUCCAAAUAAAUUCUACUAGUGGCAUAGCCUUCGCUUAGUUUAGUAGUUAAAAAAAAAUGGCAGACUUCUUGGAUUCCGAAGCCGAAGAAUCGGAGGAUGAGGAGGAGUUGGAGCCACAUGAACGGAAGAAACUCAAAAAGAGUAAGGCAAUGGCAGACAGCAGCGAAGAGGAGGAGGAGGACGACGAGGAAGUGCUGAGAGAGGAACUUAAAGAUUUAAUCGAUGAUCGACCCAUCGAAGAGGACGGUAGCGACGGAGAGGAUUCUGAUGCAUCAGGUCGGUCUAAGAAACGUAAGAAAAGCGACGACGAUGAUGAACUGGACGAUCGACUGGAGGACGACGAUUAUGAUUUGAUCGAAGAGAAUCUGGGAGUUAAAGUCGAAAGAAGGAAACGUUUCAAACGCUUGCGUCGAAUACAAGAUGAGGAAAGCGAUGGUGAAGAACAACCCGUUGACGAGGGACUAGCACGUGAAGCGAUUGCCGAACAGCUCUUUGAUGAUGAUGAUGAUAACGAACGCCGUUCUGAACGCAGUCACAGAGAACCGGAAGUAGAACAUUUCGACGACGAAGAAGAGUCUGACUCCGAUGCUGAUGAUUUUAUCGUUGAUGACGAUGGCAGACCAAUUGCCGAAAAGAAAAAGAAACGUCGUCUCUUAUUUAACGAUGCAUCACUUCAAGAAGGUCAAGACAUCUUUGGAGUUGACUUCGAUUACGAUGAUUUCUCAAAAUACGACGACGAUGAAUAUGAAUCCGAAUCAGAAGGCGAUGAUUAUGAAGAAGACGACGGCACCGGCGAACGUGAGAAACGUCCCAAAAAAUCCACCAAAAAGAAAUCCGCCAAAAAGACAAUAUUUGAAAUUUAUGAGCCAAGUGAAUUGAAACGCGGACACUUUACGGACUUGGAUAAUGAAAUACGAAAGACUGACAUCCCCGAACGUAUGCAGUUGCGUGAAGUGCCUGUUACUCCUGUUGCAGAGGGCUCAAAUGAGCUUGAAGAUGAAGCCGAAUGGAUAUACAAGCAGGCGUUUUGUAAACGCUCUGUUUCCGAGCAAGAAAAGCCAACAGACGGAGGCUCACGUGACCGCUACCGCAAACCACCGAGUGCGAUAGGAAAAAUAAAGCAGACCCUUGAUUUUAUGCGAAAUCAACAGCUGGAGGUACCAUUCAUUGCUUUCUAUAGAAAAGAAUAUGUCAAGCCCGAGCUGACGUGCGAUGAUCUGUGGAAAAUUUACUACUUCGAUGGGCGGUGGUGUCAGUUGCAGUCUCGAAAGAACAAGCUGUUGUUGUUGUUUGAGAAGAUGCGUAACUAUCAGUUGGACAAGAUCAUGCAAUCGUCUGAUGCACCAAUUCCUGAUGAUAUGCGCGUUAUCAAAGACGAAGACCUUGACAGGCUCCGGGAAGUGCAAACGCCUGAAGAAUUGAAAGAUGUUCAUAUGCACUUCUUGCUCUACUACUCUCAUGAGAUUCCUAAGAUGCAAGAGGAAUUCCGACGGAAGGAAAAAGAGGAGCGGAAAAAGGCCAGAGAGGAAGCCCGGCGAAAGGCGUUGGAGAAUCUAGAAGAAGGCCAAGAACCGCCGCCUGAAAGUGAAGAAGUCGAAGAGAUUGAGGACGAGCCCGAGGAACAACUGAAACAAGCCAGAGACUCUGGACCUUAUGCAAUGUGCAGGAAAGCCGGCAUUUGUGGAUUUGCAAAGCGCUUCGGACUCACUCCGGAGCAAUUUGCAGAAAAUCUGCGAGACAGCUACCAAAGGCACGAAGUCGAUCAGGAAGCGAUUGAGCCGGCCGAUGUUGCGAAGCAGUUCUUGUGUCCAAAGUUUAUGAUGGUGGAUGAGGUCAUCCAUGCCGCAAAGUUUGUGGUGGCACGGCAAAUUGCGAAGGAGCCAUUGCUGAGGAAAUGCGUUCGCGAGAUAUUCUUCGAAAGAGCCAAGAUAAAUGUGAGACCUACAAAGAAAGGCAUGAAGGAGGUGGAUGAGAAUCAUCCAUGCUACGGAAUGAAAUAUUUGACAAAUAAGCCCGUCAUGGAUUUGGUUGGUGAACAGUUCCUUCGUCUAAACAUAGCUGAGGAAGACGGUUUGUUGGAAAUAACGAUUCUUGAAAAGAUCGAGGGUAAUACAGCGAGUUCAUAUUUAGAAGAAGCGAAGCAGCUGUACCAGCGUGAUGAGUUUUCCAAAAAUGUCCAGGACUGGAACGCCCUUCGAAGUGAAUGUGUAGAACUAGCGCUUACAAAAAUGGUCAUCCCCGAAAUCAAGAAAGAGCUUAAAGCGGUUUUGAUUGCAGAAGCUAAAGAAUCAAUUUUGAAGGCCUGUUGCACAAAGCUCAGUAACUGGAUCAAAGUUGCUCCCUAUCAACCCGAGUUCACUGAAGAAGACGACUACGAAUGGGACGCAUCGAAAGGCAUCCGUGUGAUGGGGUUGGCUUACGUUCCCGACUACACGCAGGCGGCGUUCUGUGCUAUAACAUCCCACGAGGGUGAAGUCACGGACUAUCUUCGGCUUCCACACAUUCUCAAAAGGAAGAACUCUUAUCGCGCAGACGAGAAACAAUGUAAACAGUCGGACAUGGCCAAUCUAAAGGCCUUCCUGCUGAAUAAGAAACCGCACGUUGUGGCGAUAGGUGGAGAAUCCCGUGAGGCUCAAAUGAUCCAACAAGAUGUUCAAGAAGUCAUUAAGCAGUUGGUUGAGGAGGAACAGUUCCCACAGGUUGCAGUAGAGAUAAUUGACAAUGAGUUGGCCAAGAUCUAUGCCAAUUCAAACAAGGGAGCAGCUGACUUCCGAGAGUAUCCCACACUCCUGAAACAGGCUGUAUCACUGGCUAGGAAAAUGCAAGAUCCUUUGGUAGAGUACUCGCAGCUGUGUGGUCCCGAUGAGGAAAUUCUCUGUCUGAGAUACCAUUCGCUGCAAGAGCAAAUUCCCAAAGAGGAACUCCUCGAGCAUCUGAACUUGGAGUUCAUAAACCGCACCAACGAAGUUGGCGUGGACAUAAACCUAGCGGUGCAAAACUCAAUGACACUGAACUUGAUCCAAUUUAUUUGCGGCUUGGGACCCAGAAAAGGCCAAGCUUUGGUGAAGAUACUAAAGCAGACAAACCAGCGUCUGGAAAAUCGAACCCAGCUUGUUACUUCAUGCCAUAUGGGUCCGAAGGUGUUCAUUAAUUGUUCGGGUUUCAUUAAAAUCGACACCAACUCGCUGGGUGAUAGUACUGAGGCAUAUGUGGAAGUGCUCGACGGUUCCCGUGUUCAUCCUGAGACGUACGAAUGGGCUAGAAAAAUGGCUGUUGAUGCUUUGGAGUACGAUGACGAGGAGACAAAUCCAGCCGGAGCAUUGGAAGAAAUUCUGGAAUCACCGGAGCGUCUCAAGGACUUGGAUUUGGAUGCAUUUGCUGAAGAAUUGGAACGUCAAGGAUUCGGCAACAAGAGCAUCACUCUCUACGACAUCCGAGCGGAGCUGAAUUCGCGUUACAAAGACCUGAGAGUUCCAUUUAGGUCGGCGAAUGCUGAAGAGCUCUUCGAUAUGCUAACUAAAGAAACUCCAGAAAGUUUUUACGUAGGCAAGAUGCUGUUGGCUACGGUGAGCGGAAUAUCACAUCGAAAACCCCAAGGCGAGCAACUGGACCAGGCCAAUCCGGUGCGCAAUGACGAAACUGGACACUGGCAGUGUCCAUUCUGUCUCAAAGACGAUUUUCCUGAACUUUCAGAAGUGUGGAAUCAUUUCGACGCCGGUGCUUGUCCAGGCCAAGCGACUGGUAUCAAGCUGCGCCUAGACAAUGGGCUUUCAGGGUUCAUCCAUAUAAAGAAUCUAUCCGACAAACACGUUAAAAAUCCCGAGGAACGAGUACAAAACAACCAAGCUAUUCAUGUGCGAAUAAUCAAAAUCGAUGUGGAACGCUUCUCGGUUGACUGCUCGUCUAAAAGUUCGGACCUGAUGGACAAGAAUCACGAAUGGCGACCGAGGAAGGACAAUUAUUAUGAUCAAGAGCAAGAGGACAAAGACCGCCGCAAAGAAGAUGACUCGAAGAAGGUCAAAGCAAAGCAGCAAUAUGUGAAGCGAGUAAUUGUACAUCCAUCGUUCCACAAUAAGUCCUAUGCUGAAGUGGUCAAAAUCAUGGAGAGCAUGGACCAGGGAGAGGUCAUAGUUCGUCCGUCGAGCAAGGGCUCCGAUCAUUUGACGGUGACAUGGAAGGUGACGAAUGAUAUUUAUCAGCACAUAGACGUUCGGGAAGAGGGUAAAGAGAAUGCAUUUAGCUUGGGUCAGAGUCUCCUGAUUGGCAAUGAAGAAUUCGAGGAUUUGGAUGAAAUCAUAGCCCGUCACGUGAAUCCAAUGGCAGCAUCAGCGAGGGAGUUACUAAGCUACAAAUACUAUCGUGAUACAGGUGGCGGCCUUAAGGACAAGAUGGAAGAGCUGCUCAAGGAGGAAAAGAAGAAAGACCCGAAGAAAAUUCACUACUUCGUAUCUGCUUCAAAGAACUAUCCGGGCAAAUUCCUGCUCUCCUACCUGCCAAAGACAAAAUGCAGACACGAAUACGUCACUGUAACACCGGAGGGUUUCCGUUACCGAGGACAGAUCUUUGAGUCGAUUAACACCUUCCUCAAGUGGUUCAAGGACCAUUACUCGGAUCCUCUGCCAGGAAAUACACCAAUGUCGACACCCCGCCCGCCAGCAAGCACAAGGACGCCCGGCUAUAGUACACCGCAGUUGAGUGUAAGCUCGGGCUCAAUCGGAAACCGAUCCCAUGUUCCACCACACAUGAUGCACUCCAUGUCGCAUGGAAUGUCUAGCCAGACGCCACACUAUCCUAACACGCCUGGCUACCAGGGCGGAUAUGUGAAUACUCCGUACACACCAAGCGGACAGACGCCGUUUAUGACGCCUUAUCACACUCCUCACUCGUCGCAAACUCCGCGUUACAAUCACAAUACUCCGAGUCCAGCAUCAUCCACUUCCAACGGUCAUUUUGCACGUCCAACAAUUCCUCCGUCGUCUCAUUCCCGGCAUGGUGGAUCGGUGCACGCUUCACCACAAUCAUAUGGACGUUCACCACGUGAACCUGGUGGUAGUCGAGGCUCGGGCGGCGGCGGUGGUGUACCUCCACCCCACCAUUCUCGAUCAAAUGCAUACAGUUCGGCCCAACAAGAGAGCAUGGACUGGCAAAUGGCUUCGGAUUCUUGGGCGCGUCGCAAACCAUCUGCCUCCGGACAGCACGGUAGAAACCCAUCGGGGGGCUUGCCUCCUCCUGCAAUGCCGACGAGCAGCAAUUCGGCAAGAACACCCCGCUACGAAGACUACCCACGCAAAACACCCCAAUACGCAGAAGAACGACCAAUGAGUCGAUCCGGACGAUCGGACUUCUCAAAGAGUCCACGAUCAAUGCGAAGUACGCCACGAACGAACACCUCUCCUCACUCAAUGAACCUGGGCGAUUCCACUCCACUCUAUGAUGAAAACUAGUUUUCCUUCCUCUCUCUCUUUCUUCCUCUCCUUCUUCUACUAUUUAAUUAAUUAUUAGUCUAAUGCCAGACGCAAUAAGUUAAUGACUUUCAUUUGAAUUGAUUUUUUAUACAGACAUACAUAACUUUAUAUAGCCGCCCUUUUUAAAUAAUAAUAAAUUGAUGAUAAAAUUGGAGCCACUAGACUAGACUCUCCGCUUCUCUUAUACUACUUCUCGUUGGAAUUUCAAGCGAAGCGCUUUGCAUUGUGGUAUAUAUAGAAAAAAAGUGGAAUACACAAUAAAUAAAUUGAAAUUUUAAAUUAAACUAAACAAAAAGAGAACAAAACAAACAACAAAAAAAAAAACAAUAGAACGUAUACAAAAAUUAGGCAAACCAAUAAAACAGUUUUAGUAAUUUAAUUGAUCGAUAUAAAAUACAAAAAAGAAUAAAACAAAUAUUAUACAAUAUAUUAUCUGAAUAUAUAUAUAAAAAAGAAAGCAGCUUAAAAAUAGUUGCAUUAAAAAUUAAUAAAAUAAAUUGAAAACUAAACUAUUACAACUCGAGUUUAAUAAAGCUACAUAAAAUUUCUUUGAAAAAAGUA
Eupeodes corollae is the source of this 6202-nucleotide messenger RNA. RefSeq names its product transcription elongation factor SPT6 (gene Spt6). The coding region runs from base 233 to 5620 and encodes 1795 amino acids. Gene Ontology annotation, biological process: nucleosome organization; mRNA transcription by RNA polymerase II; positive regulation of transcription elongation by RNA polymerase II. Gene Ontology annotation, cellular component: transcription elongation factor complex. The transcript is spliced from 6 exons. NCBI's taxonomy places the organism in Eukaryota, Metazoa, Arthropoda, Insecta, Diptera, Syrphidae. Gene Ontology annotation, molecular function: histone binding; nucleosome binding; DNA binding. The record is from RefSeq and is a predicted model, not a curated record.